AUGAUCCAGCCGGGCCUCGAGCGGAUUGGCCUUCUGUUAAAGAACGUCCAGUUUCCGUGGAAGGCCAUCCACGUUGCUGGCACUAACGGCAAAGGCUCCAUCUGCGCCUUCGCGUCUGCCCUCCUGACGCGCAGGUGUGUCCGCAAUGGCCGUUUCACCUCUCCCCACCUAAUCGAUAGAUGGGACUGCAUUACCAUCAACGACAAACCCGUCUCCGAACGCCAGUUUCGCAAGAUUGAGGACCAUUUCAUCCAGCUUAAUCAACGCGAGCACAUCAAUGCAUCCGAAUUUGAGCUCCUCACCGCCACCGCCUUUCAACUCUUCAACGAAGCCAAGGUUGACGUUGGCGUGGUAGAGGUGGGCAUGGGCGGCAAGCUCGAUGCCACCAACAUCUUGAACAACCAGGUUGUCUCCGUAAUCUCCAAAAUUGCUCGCGACCAUCAAAACUUCCUGGGCAACACCCUGGAAGAGAUCGCGCUGCACAAAGCUGGUAUCCUAAGACCCAGUGUCCCCUACAUCGUAAACCCCAUCAACGAAUGGAAUGUCCACGACGCCAUCGACGACUACGCCGCGGAAAUUGGCGCCGGCCCUCGCAUCCUCCCAGAAACCGAGGAGCUCCGAGAGAACUUGUACUCGACCAAAGACUGGCACAAAUUCGCAACCGGUCUCCGCCCGUUCCAGCGAGACAAUGCCGUAUUGGCCUUUUUAGCCGUUUUGGAGGUGUUAAAGAGCAUGAAUGAGAGUACGAGGAAGUCCACGAGCUUGCUGUCUGGUUUGAGGAAUAAAGUAUUUCCAGGACGGUUGCAGCGGUCUUAUGUGCGUCAGGUCUUCGGUGCCUCUAACAACAGGCGAAUCCUUAUCGACGGAGCUCACAACCCGGACGCCGCAGAGGCGCUGAAUGACUUUGUUCGCCCCCCCUCCACAUCCAAGCGAAAUUUUGACGGCGCCGGUUCGCUCAGUCGUGGAAGGCCCAUUACUUGGGUCCUGGCCAUGACUGACGGGAAGGACGCGCGACGAUAUCUCGCCCGACUCCUCCGCCCCGGGGAUAAUGUUGUAACCACCACCUUCGGUCCCGUCGACGGCAUGCCCUGGGUUAGGCCAAUGGAUCCUAAAGAGCUGCUGAAAAUUGCCCUGGAAUCCAUACCAGAAAUUACAGGUCUAUACGUUCCUACUGCUGGGACCUUCCGAGCAUUGUGUGCCGCUAAGUACCUGACCGGACUCGGGCAGGACCACCCCAUCGUCUUGACUGGCAGCCUAUAUCUUGUCGGCGACUUCCUACGGGAGAAGCGGCAGUUGACCGAAGAUGGAUACACUAUGAAUAUCAACUGGGUCGACAGAGAAGAGCGUAAUCGUGUGAACAAUUUCCUUAGUAACAAGUUACCGGAUGUCGAUCGAAUCCCGGCCGACAGCCCCGUAACCGCCGUGGGCGAAAGUAGGGAAGAAGAGGAAGCGAGGAAGCUGCUGGAAGAGAUAGAAAAGCUGAAUCGCGAGAUGCAGUUUCUGGAUCUGGAGGAGAAGAGACUGACACAGACCCGGUCCUUCCAGCCCGACCACCCAGUCCCGGCCGCCCCAGUUCCCCUCCCUUCUACACCCUCUCCAGAACCCAACAGCAAAGCCACAUCCCCUAAGCAGAAGUUCUUCGAAGAAUUCGAGAAUAUCCGCAAGCAGCUCGCAAACCUUCCUUCCACUCCUCUGCCGCCUACAGAAUCCGCAGAACCGGACAACAAUCUCCGCGAUUUAGUCAAGACUGUGCCACCUCGUCCAGACGUCGAAGCCAUCCUGAAGCAAGAAGAGAAACCCCGCAUCCGUGCUCAUUACGCCCGUUCCGAUCCCAAGGAGACGCCCAUAAAUAGAACAUUCCGACUCGCUCACUCAGACGGCGAGCUUCCGUCCAAGGUUCGCCGUGUCUUGCUAAAGGACCAGGCAGAAGUCGACGUCAGGAAGUUGCAGCCGUUGAAGAUUCGGAAGCACCAGGCGAAGGCAGAAGACGACGAGGACGAGGAACCAAGGUCGUACUUGCGGAAGGCCUACUCUAAUGCAAAGUAG
Molecule: messenger RNA, 2046 nt
Organism: Trematosphaeria pertusa
Lineage: Eukaryota; Fungi; Ascomycota; Dothideomycetes; Pleosporales; Trematosphaeriaceae
Product: FolC bifunctional protein
Exons: 2
Coding region: 1-2046 (681 amino acids)
Biological process (GO): folic acid-containing compound biosynthetic process
Cellular component (GO): cytoplasm; mitochondrion; cytosol
Molecular function (GO): ATP binding; tetrahydrofolylpolyglutamate synthase activity; dihydrofolate synthase activity
Source: RefSeq, a predicted model, not a curated record